AUGUCUCGUAAGCGCUCUACGGCAUCGCCAAUGCCGCCAGCGACCAGCACCGGCCUCGAGCUGGCUCUCGCCGCGCCUCUCGCAUCCUCAUCUCACCAACUCACGGUCCCGGCCUCGGCGCUCCCGACAAAGCCCAACAAGGCGACCCAGCGGGCUGUCCCUGCGUUCUUGAACAAGCUGUACAGCAUGGUAUCGGACCCAGAGACGGACGACCUGAUCCGAUGGAGCGAGGACGGCGACUCGUUCUUUGUCCCCUCUGCCGACCGGUUCGGACGCGAGUUGCUGCCCCGCUUCUUCAAGCAUUCGAACUUCGGGUCCUUUGUGCGGCAGCUGAACAUGUACGGGUUCCACAAGGUCCCGCACAUCCAACAAGGUGUGCUGAAGAAGGACAGCAACGAGGAGGCGGACAUGCUCGAAUUCUCCAAUCCACAUUUUAUCCGCGGCCAACCCGACUUGCUCAACAUGAUCAAGCGCCAGAAAGCCGGCAAGGCGGACGCAGCCGCCGCCCUCGCAGGUGAAGGCUCAAACUCGGCGCUCGACAUCCCCACACUCCUGACCGACCUCGCUGCAAUCCGGAAACACCAAACCGCCAUCAGCGCCGACUUGAAGGACUUGCAGGCGCGCAAUCAUGCGUUGUGGCAGGAGGCGCUUACGAGUCGCGAGAAGCACAAGAAGCAGGAGGAGACGAUCAACAAGAUCUUGCGAUUCCUGGCGGGCGUCUUUGGCGGUCAAGUGUUGGAUGCGGGACAGGGAACGGCGGUGGGUGCGGUUGGGAACGGAGGCACAAGCGGAGGGACGGUCGGAGCGAGCGCCUCGCCUGGGCGAAGUACGGAUGUCAACGCGAACGGGGUCGUCCUGAUGCCGAAGAGCAGGCUGCUGUUGAUGGACGUCAAGGAGCGACAACAAGAGCGCGCGGCGGCGCUCAAGGAGUUGGACGGAGACGAGGACGACGAGAUUGAGGAGAUUCCGCUGCUCAAGACGACGGAGGACGACGACGACUUGCCGACCAUCUCCAGCUCGCUCAUAGCUUCAGCCCCAACAGCGAACAUGGGAACCCUCUCUCGCGCCUCUUCUUCCGCCACGCCCUUUUCGCAUAAGAACCGCUUCGCCGCCAUCCCUUCUCCCUCUCCCGCUCCUUCAGCGACGCCAGGCGCCAGCUCGUCCCUCAUCGAUCCAGCACAAUAUAACCUCUCCCCCGAAGCGCUCAAUGCGUUGCUCGCAGCUGCCGGCAACAACCCCGACGCGCUGUCGAGCUUCCUCACCUCGGAUCGGAGUCCUGCGGCUUCGGCGGCUUCGACUUCGCUCGCCCUCGCUGCGCCAACUUCGAACCCGUUCGCCAUGCUCAGCUCGGCAACACCCACUCCUUCCUCUUCCCCCUCUUCCUCCCUUCUCCCCUUCGCGCCGACAGCCACCUCCAACCCUCUCGACCUUCCUCUCGCAUCUACCUCUACCGCACCCACCCUCUCGCCCUCGUUCGCCUCCGCCUUUGCCGAAAACAACGACGCGCUCACGUCCGUCCUGAGCGAGAAGGCCAACAUUGACCAGCGCACAGCGGCGCUCGAGUCGCAGAUCUCGAAGCUGUUGCAGCACUUGCCCGAGGACGCGAGGGAGCAGGUCGAGUCGGACUUGCCAUUGCCGGAGGGGUCGGACCCGAAUGACUGGGCGGGCGUCAACUGGUCGAGCUAUGUGGGAGAGGGCGGAGCGGUCGACUUUGACAAGAUGCUGGCGCAGUUAAGCGAGAUGUCUGGCGGUGCCUCGCCUUCCGCCUCAACCUCUGCACUUCCCGCCAUCGACUACGCAGACUACCUCAAUCCCGACGCAGCUGUCACAUCCGGCGCAAUCGACCCCGCGCUCUACGCCGAAACGUUCCCCUCCACCUCGACUUCGACUGCGACAUCCACCCUCUCUGCCCUUCCCUUCCAGCUGCCCUUCUCUAUCACAUCGCCUGCCGGAACCGGAUCAGACCAGAUGGGCUCGCCCGCGUCGACCGUCACGCCCGAGAGCGCGAGUGCGGCCAGUACGCCUGCAGCGGAUGGAGCAGCAGCAGGUCGCGGUGGCGCCUCUUCUCGCGGCAAGAAGCGGAAGAGCGAUGCGCUCGGGGCGCAGUCGCCUGCCGCCAGCGAAGGAGGGGCGGCGAGUCCUGAAGAAGCUGCAGCGGGAACGAGGAAGAGCGUAAGGCGGAGGAAAGCUUGA
This is a messenger RNA of Rhodotorula toruloides NP11, 2193 nucleotides long. RefSeq names its product heat shock transcription factor. Gene Ontology annotation, molecular function: sequence-specific DNA binding; DNA-binding transcription factor activity. The coding region runs from base 1 to 2193 and encodes 730 amino acids. The transcript is spliced from 7 exons. Gene Ontology annotation, biological process: regulation of DNA-templated transcription. NCBI's taxonomy places the organism in Eukaryota, Fungi, Basidiomycota, Microbotryomycetes, Sporidiobolales, Sporidiobolaceae. The record is from RefSeq and is a predicted model, not a curated record.